Molecule: messenger RNA, 1626 nt
Organism: Miscanthus lutarioriparius
Lineage: Eukaryota; Viridiplantae; Streptophyta; Magnoliopsida; Poales; Poaceae
Source: the annotation of a GenBank genome assembly
AUGGAGGACAACGGUGCCGACGCCGCCGCUGCUCCUGCGACGAGCAUGCUGCCCGCCGAGAAGCACGCGGCGAUCCCUGACACCGCCGCGGCGGCAGCUACGAACGGUAGCGCCGGCGAGGAGAACAAGGUGGAGGAGGAUGCGCCGCCGCCGGCAUUAUUGCCCUGCGGGCCCAGGAAGACGGGGCUCCAUCUUUUCGUCAUGAACAUCAGGAGCGUCUUCAAGCUCGACGACCUCGGAUCGGAGGUGCUGCGCAUUGCAGUGCCUGCGUCGCUUGCUUUGGCGGCCGAUCCGCUCGCCUCCUUGGUGGACACAGCGUUCAUCGGCCGUUUAGGUUCGGUGGAGAUUGCCGCUGUUGGUGUUUCAAUCGCCAUAUUUAACCAGGUCUCGAAAGUCUGUAUCUACCCUCUUGUCAGCGUGACAACAUCAUUUGUCGCGGAGGAAGAUGCUAUCAUCAGUAAAGCUAUUGAAGAAAACAGCAGCCGAGACCUGGAGAAAGCUUCCCAUGUGGACUCAGAAACCAACAAUUUGCCUGUAUCUGGUCCUGAUAUGGCAGAAUGCGUGAACUCAUGUAUCCCCACAGAGUGUACAGAUCUCUCCAACCAACGGUGCAAGAAGAGGUACAUACCAUCGGUCACCUCAGCACUGAUAGUUGGUUCAAUUCUCGGACUGCUUCAGGCCGUCUUCCUGGUUUUUUCAGCAAAAUUUGUACUAAACAUCAUGGGUGUUAAAUCUGGAUCCCCGAUGCAAAAACCUGCAGUUCGCUACCUAACAAUAAGAUCUCUUGGUGCCCCUGCUGUGCUAUUGUCUCUGGCCAUGCAAGGGGUCUUCCGGGGAUUCAAGGACACUAAGACACCAUUAUAUGCUACUGUGGUCGGGGACGCGGCGAACAUCAUACUAGACCCAAUUUUGAUGUUUGUUUGCCAUAUGGGCGUCACUGGUGCAGCUAUUGCUCAUGUUGUUUCUCAGUACCUGAUAACAUUGAUAUUGCUGUGCCGGCUCGUCCAGCAAGUUGAUGUUAUCCCGCCUAGCAUUAAGUCUCUGAAAUUCGGGCGAUUUCUUGGAUGUGGAUUCCUACUGCUCGCAAGGGUUGUUGCGGUGACGUUCUGCGUCACGCUGGCGGCGUCCUGGCUGCUCGCCAUGGACCAACCAUCAUGGCAGGCUUCCAAAUCUGCUGCAGUGCUUGCAAGUGCGUUCGCCAAGAAUGACAACAAGAAGGUUGUUGCCGCCACAUCUCGUGUGUUGCAGCUGAGCAUUGUCCUGGGCAUGGGUCUCACUGUCGUGCUGGGACUUGCUAUGAGGUUCGGGGCUGGCAUUUUCACAAGCGACUUGCCCGUGAUCGAAGUCAUUCACAAAGGCAUCCCGUUUGUCGCCGGCACACAGACCAUCAACUCCCUGGCCUUCGUGUUUGAUGGCAUCAACUUUGGAGCAUCAGACUACACAUACUCUGCUUACUCCAUGGUUGCCGUUGCGUCCGUGUCGAUACCUUGCCUGGUGUACCUUUCUGCGCAUAACGGAUUCAUCGGUAUAUGGAUCGCAUUGACGAUCUACAUGAGCCUGAGGACCAUAGCUAGCACCUGGAGGAUGGGGGCAGCGAGGGGACCAUGGAAGUUUCUCCGGAAGUGA